AAAUGUCUGCACAACUGGCGGAUUUCUUGAAGGACAAUCGAAAGGUAAAUCAACUUGAUGCUUCAUCAAUUGGAUUUACCGCCGCUUUAGACGUCGAUGCCAAAAAUGAAGUCGACAUUGACGAAGCAGCAGAAGAAGGCUUUAAGACAGAAUUCACAAGAUUGGUUUCGGCGAGAAGUAUCGAGUGCAUACUAGCUAGUAAUCACGCUGCGUCCAGUGAUGUACUUCGAUUUGAUCCGAAGGAAAUCGGUGUGCCCAAGAUCUUCCGUGAGAAAGACAAGGGUGUGGAUUCUUGGUGUGAUUACAUGAACGAUAUGACAGUAUUGAAACCAAAAGCAAUCGCAACCCACAAAAAACGAAAUCCAGAUGGAAAUGUAAAAGAAUCUCGAGCGAGAAAUCUAAGGAAUUCUUUCAUCGAUGUCACUGAGGGAUUAAAGAAAUUCUCGCAAUCUUCGGAUCAGCUUAUUAGGGGUCGCGAUUACCUAUCGUCUCGUACCUCAAAGCGUAGUAGGUUACAAAAGACUCAAGGAAUAAAUCAUGAUGAUGUGGAUGUGAGUAGCAUCGAUGAAGCUACAGAUGAAAAUGACCUUGCAGACUCAAGGUCUCAAAAUUCUGAAACAUCAGGGGAGGACGAAUCCAGUCCUGUAGAUAGUAACUUCACUUUGGAGGACGACGUGCUCGCGGUGAUAAUGAACUAUACUCCCACGUGA
Messenger RNA from Sphaeroforma arctica JP610, 710 nucleotides. RefSeq lists its product as hypothetical. The annotation marks the transcript as partial. NCBI's taxonomy places the organism in Eukaryota, Ichthyosporea, Ichthyophonida. The record is from RefSeq and is a predicted model, not a curated record. The transcript has a single exon.